AUGAAAAAUAUACAUGCACAACUUAUUCCAAUGUCUCCAAUAUCUUGUUCUUCUUUAUUGUCUCAGACAUCUAUUAAUAUAAUAUCUUCUCUAGAAUGUUUAUUUCAUGCUAAAUAUAUAUUAACUAUUGCUGAUUUUUGUUUUUGGUAUGAUGUUCGAUCAACAUUAUUAGAUAUAAUUGAUCGCGUUGUAACGAUGAAUGAAGUUCAUCAUUAUAUUGUUGAAAAAAAUCAUUUAAAAAUUGUUAAAUUUUGUCUACCUCAAUUAAAUACAAAAUAUCGAAAAAUAAAACGAUCAAAAAAUUCAAUUGCUACUCAAACAUUAUUUGAUUAUGAACAACGACGAAAUGCUAAAAUUCAAACAAAUACAUUGACACUUUUUUCAAUACAAAAACAAAAUUUAUCUUCUUCAAAAUUAUUUUUAAAUUAG
Rotaria sp. Silwood1 is the source of this 429-nucleotide messenger RNA. The record is from the annotation of a GenBank genome assembly. Lineage: Eukaryota; Metazoa; Rotifera; Eurotatoria; Philodinida; Philodinidae.